CUCUCUCUCUCUCUCUCUUUCUCUCUCUCUCUCUCUCUCUCUUACAAAUGGCAACUGUAAGUUCAACGUUAGUAAUUAAUGCUGGAGAUCAGAAUAUUUCUAAUAGCACUGAGAGUAGUUCUGUUAUCGAUAAUAAAAAUAACGAGUCACAAGUUACACCACUUUUACAAUGUUUUGUUUGUGAUAUAAUUGUAAAAGGACGUUACUAUGCUUUAGCAACAUGUAGAACACAGAAUUCAAGGUCUAAAGUUAUUGAAAAAUUAGGAGAAUUAGUUGGCGAAAGAUACAUGGUUGUCAUAUCAGAAGAUGAUGUGAUUUGUCGAAGUUGUGCUAAUCUUAUUAACACUCUUGAUAGAUUAGAAACAGAAAUGCGUAAUGUGCGAGAAAAUGUUUUACGAUUUUUAGAACAAAAAUAUUCAUUAGAAGAAGGAGAGCUAUUAGGGAACAGUGAAAAACCUAAACUUUCUCAACCGCCUCAAAUUACACGAUCCAAUACUCAUAAUUCUAAUAAAUGUUUUAAAAGAAAAGAUGAUAUACUAUGUGUUAAUACUAUGGAACAUAAUAAAGGCACAAAAAAUGUUUGGAUGCAAUGCGAUAAAUGUAAAUAUACUACGCAUCAUAACUCGUUCAUGAUUCAUCAUAUACGAGAUUACAUAAAACAGAAAGUAUUUUGUGAUACGUGUGACAUACAAUUCUCUGGAGAUCAUCAAGCAAUAAAUCACGAAUGCAAUGUAAAAAAGAAUCAAAACGAAGUGGAAGCUUUAAAAGAGCAUGAAAGAGAAAAAGAUGCUGACGAAGAUCUAACAAAAAUGCCUGAUAUAGAAAGAAGCGUUCAGCAGAAUAUGCCAAUGUUACCAUUCCAUACUUACUCACAAUUGCAAAUUACUAAUGAAAAUAUACCUGUGAUACGGUUAGCAAACCCUGAAAACUUACAUAUUCCAAAUAUUCUUGAACAUGAUGAAACAUCUACUUCGGAUCAACCGAUGUAUGUUAGAGUAUUACAGCAUAUUAAUGUCAAUGAAAAUUUUAUGCAUCCUACAGAACUAGCAUCAACGCAUAGUGACGUUGAUAUGAUGGUUAAAGUUAAAGAUAGUUCAACUAAGCAAUUAUUAACUUUAACAGAAGAUGGAAAUUUGGAAAUGGUAGAGGUAGCAUGUUGGAACGACGUGCAAUCAGCAGAUCCAGAUCCAGAUACGGAUAUGCAUUUCUGAUAUACAAGACAAAGUUGAUUAAUAAUAAUUAUUAUAUUCUUUAUAAAAAACUUUCAUCCCAGAGUAAUUACAGAGGAUGAUUGUAUAAAGUAAUGUCUCGUUUGUAGACAUUUGUAUAUUUAUACUAAUGCAUUGCCACAUAAUUACAUUUUUAUCAGCUA
Molecule: messenger RNA, 1372 nt
Organism: Vespula pensylvanica (western yellowjacket)
Lineage: Eukaryota; Metazoa; Arthropoda; Insecta; Hymenoptera; Vespidae
Exons: 4
Coding region: 48-1211 (387 amino acids)
Source: RefSeq, a predicted model, not a curated record